Vespa velutina is the source of this 2329-nucleotide messenger RNA. Its product is annotated as thyrotroph embryonic factor-like. Gene Ontology annotation, molecular function: DNA-binding transcription factor activity, RNA polymerase II-specific; RNA polymerase II cis-regulatory region sequence-specific DNA binding. Gene Ontology annotation, biological process: regulation of transcription by RNA polymerase II. Gene Ontology annotation, cellular component: nucleus. Lineage: Eukaryota; Metazoa; Arthropoda; Insecta; Hymenoptera; Vespidae. Bases 804 to 1910 code for a protein of 368 amino acids. The record is from RefSeq and is a predicted model, not a curated record. The transcript has 6 exons.
AAGAUUUUACGUUUUACAAGGAUUGUUUUGUGUUCGAGAGAUACUUAAAAACCAUUGGAUUGUUUUUAUAUUUAAAAACGAUAGAAAUAAAAGGAAGAAAAAGGAGAAAGAAAAGGAAAAGGAAAAGAAAAAAGAAGAGAGAGAGAGAGAGAGAGAGAGAGAGAGAGAGAGAGAGAGUGCGCGGGCGGGAGCGCGCGCGUGUUUGUGUGUGUGUACGCACGAUCAGCGCGAUCAGAACGAUCAGAACGAUCAGAGCGAUCAGAGCGAUCAGAGCGAACGAACGAACGAACGAACGAACGAGCGAGCGAGCGAGUGAUCGCGCCGCGCGCGUUCCUCCAUAGUGUUGUCUAUCUCUCUCUCUCUGUGUGUGUACAGAUCGAGAGCAAUCGGAGGAAGUUCAAGGACGAAGACUCGGUAGUGUCUUUCAAUCUAAAGCUUGCAAGUGUGUUUUUCAUUUUCUUUCUCUCUCUCUUACAUAGUUACACACAUACACACACACACACACACACACACAUAUAUAUAUAUAUAUAUACAUAAAUACAUGGACAUAUUCAAGCAUCGCAAACAAAUACAAGACAAUUUGUCGUAAUCGUAUCUUCUUAUAAUAAACUCUGUGAAUAGAAAAACGGAAGAAAGAAAACGAAAAGGAAAAAGUGUCUCGGAACUGUUACAAAUAUCGUUCGUUGAUAAUUUCUAACGAACGUUCGUAUAAUCUAAAAAUAAGUAUAAUAUAUGUACGUUGGAUAGAUUAAAGGAGCCGAUUAUUAUUCGGGUAAAUAAAUGUGUGAGUGAAAUAAACGUGAAUGACGAGCUGCGCUAUGGAGUACCAACAAUUGGCACCACCGCCGGUACCAACAGGGGUGCUGCAUCAGACGCAUCAUCCACAGGCCCAACAUCAACCACCACCCCAUCCACCACAUCCUCAUAUUGUUGUUGCUCCUGCACAUCAACAACAACAACAACAACAACAACAACAGCAGCAGCAGCAGCAACAACAGCAAGGACAAAAUCAACAGCAACAACAACAGCAACAACAAUCUUUACCACCGACCACUCAUGGUCAUCAGGUUCAUGGACCUUUACCACCGAUUCACGACGACAGUACCAGCUCACGUUGGACACAGUAUCAGCAUCUAUGGCGACAGCAUCAUGUCUAUAUGAACGGGAAGCAAGGGAAAGAUGGACCGGAAGAAAAGAAGGAUGCCGACGGAGAGCUUUGGGGCAACGUGGAAGCGCAGGCCGCCUUCCUUGGGCCCAAUUUAUGGGACAAAACUUUGCCCUACGAUGCCGACCUGAAGUACGUGGACCUGGACGAGUUCCUCUCCGAAAACGGCAUCCCUGUUGAUGGAGUAGCCGGUGGUGGGCAAGGAACGAUGCAGAGCGCACAGUUACACAAGAUCAACAGCACCGAAGCGGCAAGUCAUCAGGGACCAGCCGGUCUUCAUCUCGAACCGGUCACCAAACGCGAAAGGUCACCCUCGCCGAGCGAGUGUUGCUCACCUGACACCUUAAAUCCACCUUCACCAGCGGACUCCAAUUCGGAGGACUCGUCACGAAUACAAUAUGGCUUCUCUCUUGUAGCGCUCUCGAUGGCCUCAUCGGGCCGAGAUUUCGAUCCACGAACUCGGGCCUUUUCCGACGAGGAACUAAAGCCACAGCCAAUGAUCAAGAAGUCACGGAAACAGUUCGUUCCGGAUGACUUGAAGGAUGACAAAUACUGGGCGCGUCGUAGGAAGAACAACAUGGCGGCGAAACGAUCACGAGACGCACGACGCAUGAAGGAGAACCAGAUAGCUCUCAGGGCCGGCUUCCUCGAGAAAGAGAAUAUGGGUCUACGACAAGAAUUGGAUCGAUUAAAGAACGAAAAUAUGUUGCUGCGUGACAAGCUGAGCAAGUAUACGGACGUCUAACAGCCCUUUUAAAAAGCACCAGCAGCAACAACAGCGGCAGGAGCAGAAGCAAAAGCAAAAGAGCAGCAAGACCAGCAGUAGCGGCAGCGAUAGCGGCGACGGCGGCAGCAACAGCAGCAGCGGCAGCAGCAGCAGCAGCAGCAGCAGCAGCAGCAGCAGCAAAAGAACAGCAGCAGCAACAACUGCAGCAACUGCAGCAAGACGAUGACGACGACGACGACGAUAAGACGGACGGAGAUACAGACACGAGAGAAUUGAGCAGCGUGUGUCAUGUACCGGCUCCUCCCUCACUUUAUAGUCGCAAAACUUAGAUUUCGCCUCCUCCGAUAGAAGAGAAGAGAUGAAAAAAAAAAGAAAAAAAAAACAAAAAAUGAAGAAGAAAAAAAGAAAGGAAGGAAGGAAGGAAGAAAAGGAAGGAA